GAAUCGAUCCGAUAUCUUCUUUAACCCCUGCUACUACCUACUAGCAGAACCACCAACUCCCUAAGUUGUCUUCUCCAGGGAAGAUCUUUCUAGCUUAUAAUCCAGAGAAAAUAACUGAAAAAAACGCCUACAAGCCAAGAUUUCAUGUAUUUUCGAAGCAAUCCUUUCUUGUCUUUUAAUCAUUAAUCUUAUUCGGUUUUUGUUUUUACUAUUAAGUUCCGUGCUUCUUCUCCUAACCUGUAUGUAAAUGGCGGAAUUUAGGGGUCAGAGACAAGCUUCGAGGUCACCAAACCCUGGAGAAAAACUUUCACUUCACAAAUCUCUAUCGAUAAUGUAGUCUAUACAGAUGCGUGUCAAGUCAGAUCAGUCCACGAAGAUAUUGAAUUCGUUAUUCAUUCAUUGUGACUUCAGCUUCCGUUAGUGGAAUCUGGAACCCAAAAAUAAUAAAAAAUCAAAUGGAGUAGGUUUUAGCUCUGGUUUGGCUGGUUUCAUAAAGGCAAAGGUUGGAUUUUCCUUGAAAGAUCUGAGCUGUUUCUUUUUGGUUUUUGUUUGUGUAGAAUUUGAAGAAUUCAUUGGUAUGCAAAACUGAUGUUAUCUAAUUUGAGAUUUCGGUUAAUCAUGUUGACCUUGAUCUCUUAGAACUGUAUAAAGGAAUUGAGAGUUUCGAGUUUGGAAAUUUAUAGCAGCAGAUUGAUUAGUUGAAAUCAAUCCAUCUGAAUAUCUGAUUGUAUUAUUGUUGGUAUUUGAUGCUUAAUGGAAACUGUAACUGAAGAUAGAAUUUUAGGGAUGGUGCUAUGAGAAAGUAAUGGAUGGACUUUCACAUCAUCAAUUACACGAUCAGCAAGGAACUACUGAGAAUUCAUUGACUCCGGUUGGUCCGGCUGCAUCUAGGACUGUUAUUGUGGUAAGAUCUGAAGAGUCUGCGAGUGUUAGUGCAGAAGAAGGAGAUUCAAAAGCUGAAAUCAAUGAAUUGGAAACAAGCAAGGAAUCUGCGGAAGAACGGAAAGUCAGUGUUUCAAAAUCAGAGGGACAUGCUUCCAUCAUUGAUAUUAAAUGCAGUGGUGGAACAUUAAGUAGUGAAAAUUGGGAUGACGAGAAAAUUUGCAGGAUCUGUCUUUUAAGUUCCGAUCAGUCGUCUGAUGGGUCAGAUACUAUCCUGCUUGGUUGUGCCUGUAAAGAUGAACUUGGCUUUGCACAUCGUCACUGUGCUGAAACCUGGUUUAGGUUAAAAGGCAACAGAUGUUGCGAAAUUUGUGGAGAGACUGCAAAAAAUAUCACAGGUGUAGCGGACAACAGAUUCAUGGAGGAAUGGAACGAAAGCGGGUUUGCUGCCAGCAGUAACAACCCCUCAAGCAGGGGUGGAGGAUUCUGGCGAGGACAGCCAUUUUGUAACUUCCUGAUGGCAUGCCUAGUAAUAGCUUUUGUGCUCCCAUGGUUUUUGCGUGUCAAUAUUUUUUGACAGGGACAUGAAUGAGAUACACUCGUAAGUUGUUCAUCAGACAUCAUUCUGUGCAUGGCCACAUGUGACAAUAGGUGUCUUUUGUUGCUGGAUGUUAGUGUGUUAUGAUAUCAUCCAGUCAAAACAUCUUAAUGCUGUGAUUCUUAUUAUGAUCUAGCAUGAAAAUGAUCCUUGUUGGUUCUGGCCAUCCAUUUUUCCAAGCCAUAAGAGUUGAAGGUAUGGAUUCAUAAUCAGUGCCACCAGAAAAGGCAGAUGUAGCAAUUGAGCAGGAAGUCAUGCAGUAUGAUUAUUGCAAGGCUGCAAUGAAUUUCCCAGUCAUGUUUUAAAUAUAUUGUUAAGGUAAUAACAUAUAUU
Telopea speciosissima is the source of this 1813-nucleotide messenger RNA. Its product is annotated as probable E3 ubiquitin ligase SUD1. NCBI's taxonomy places the organism in Eukaryota, Viridiplantae, Streptophyta, Magnoliopsida, Proteales, Proteaceae. The transcript has 2 exons. The record is from RefSeq and is a predicted model, not a curated record. Gene Ontology annotation, molecular function: zinc ion binding. The coding region runs from base 806 to 1459 and encodes 217 amino acids.